Molecule: messenger RNA, 3140 nt
Organism: Chinchilla lanigera (long-tailed chinchilla)
Lineage: Eukaryota; Metazoa; Chordata; Mammalia; Rodentia; Chinchillidae
Gene: Rps6kl1
Product: ribosomal protein S6 kinase-like 1
Exons: 11
Coding region: 311-2113 (600 amino acids)
Biological process (GO): protein phosphorylation
Molecular function (GO): protein kinase activity; ATP binding
Source: RefSeq, a predicted model, not a curated record
CGGGCCGGGCGUCCUUCCCGGGAGAGGUGCACUGCGCCGCCCCGAGACGAGCCCGCCGCCCGGUAGCAGGGCGGCGACCAGGCGCCGGGGAGCCGAGCGUGGCCUGCGUUCGCUCCUUCCCUUGCCGGUGCUCCACCCGGCCUCGCUCCGGGCAGAGCUCCCCCGCGCUCCCGCGCCAGGCCUGCAGCAGGUGUUCAGGGGCUGCUUGCUGAACCAAGUGCAGAAGGAGAGGAUCGCAGAGCUCUACCCGGGGCGUAGGAGGGCUCUGGCCUUGCGAGGGGCCUGCCCACAUCCCGCCCUCGGGGCAGCCAUGAGCCUGGUGGCCUGUGAGUGUCUGCCCAGCCCAGGCCUGGAGCCCGAGCUCUGCUCACGACCCCGAUCCCAGGCCUGUGCUUACCUGGAGCAGAUUCGCAGCCGCGUGGCUGCGGGGGCCGCUGACAUGGCCAAGUGUGACUACCUGGUGGAUGCGGCCACGCAGAUCCGGCUGGCCCUGGAGCGCGACGUUAGCGAGGACUACGAGGCGGCCUUCAACCACUACCAGAACGGCGUGGAUGUGCUGCUCCGUGGGGUGCACGUGGACCCCAACAAGGAGCGGCGCGAGGCAGUAAAACUGAAAAUUACCAAGUACCUGCGGCGGGCCGAGGAGAUCUUCAACUGCCACCUGCAGCGGAGGCUGGGCGGCGGCCGCAGCCCUGACGCGGGGUUCAGCAGCCUCCGGCUCCGGCCCAUCCGCACGCUGAGCUCUGCCCUGGAGCAGCUGAGGGGCUGCCGCGUGAUCGGGGUCAUCGACAAGGUGCAGCUGGUCCAAGACCCGGCCACUGGAGGGACCUUCGUGGUGAAGAGUCUGCCCAGGUGUCAGGUGGCGAGCCGGGAGCGGCUGACCGUGAUCCCGCAUGGGGUCCCCUACAUGACAAAGCUGCUGCGGUACUUCGUGAGUGAGGACUCCAUCUUCUUGCACCUGGAGCACGUGCAAGGAGGCACUCUCUGGUCCCACCUGCUGUCCCAGGCACAGCCCCAGCAUUCUGGCCUCCGGCCUGGCUCCACUCAGAAGAUGGGGGCCCCACUCAAUGCCUGCCUCAGUCUCCUGACCCCAGCACGGCUCCCCCGGGGCCACACCACCGCGCAGGACAGAACCCCUCUGGAGCAGCCUUGGACUUCUCAGAGCCUUCCCUCAGCCGCCCCAGCCGGGGAGGCGCUGCCCCUCCGGGCCCCAGGAGAGCCUGAGCGUGAAUCCGUAGCCAGAGCCAGCCCUUCCUGCUCCUUGGACCUCACGGAAGCCCCAGGGGGCCCCUUUCACCUGCAAGCCCGGCGGGCUGGCCAGCAUGAAGACCCUGGGGGCCCCCGGGGGCCGCCGUGGGUCCGUGAGGGGGCUGGCCGGGUGCUGCGGGGCUGCGGCCGAGGCAGAGGUCAGAGCCGCCCAGCAGCGGACAGGCCCGGCCAGGCGUGCGGCCGCGCGGCCUGGAGUGUGGCGGAGGAGCAGGCGGCGCGGUGGGCGGCGGAGAUGCUGGUGGCGCUGGAGGCGCUGCAUGAGCAGGGGCUGCUGUGCCGGGACCUCAACCCCCGGAACCUGCUCCUGGACCGGGCAGGUCACCUCCGGCUCACCUACUUCGGCCAGUGGUCAGAAGUGGAGCCUCAGAGCUGCAGGGAGGCGGUGGACCGCCUCUACAGCGCCCCAGAGGUGGGUGGCCUUGCUGAGCUGACCGAAGCCUGUGACUGGUGGAGCUUUGGCGCGAUACUGUAUGAGCUGCUGACGGGAGUGGCACUGUCCCAGAGCCACCCCUCAGGAUUCCAGGCCCACACCCAUCUCCAGCUGCCAGAGGGGCUCAGUCGCCCAGCAGCCUCCCUGCUGACUGAGCGCUAUCCAGUGGAGCAGACUGGUAGGGUAAGAGCGGCACAGUGGGCAAGAAAACUGCUGGCGUGGCCCGGAUCUCCACCGUCUGCGUGUUACCCAGGGCUGGUCCCUCAGCCCCGUGAGCUUCAGGCCAAGGACGUAGGGCCUUUCCUGCUCAGCUCCGUUUGGGCCUCAGAAGCAGUCAUUGCCUCUGCUCCAAAAGCUACGAGGAGGGGGCAGCAAGGCUCACCCUUUCCACCCAUGUCAGCGGACUCCUGUUGAGCGCAUACCGAGUACCUUCACACAGACCCGCCGCGCUCGAGGGUGCCGCUUCGUCGCAGGCUCCGGACCGACCGCCUGCUGAGCCUACCUCAAGCUCUUGUGACUCACUGCCACCUGGGUCAUCUCGGGAGCGGCGUCCCAGGAGACUGAGCCACGGGCACAGCGGCCCAAAUUAGGGCUGCCCUGACUGUCUUCGUCACGAGAGCGGGCGGCUCCCACCAGAGGCUGCCCUCGGGACGGGAGGCAGGAAGCAGGCACUGGCGGUGGAGUGGGGCGGGUGGGGGCAGGAUGGGGCACCCUCCACUCCUGCCCAGGCCCCCUAGCCGUGGUGUCAGGCUUUGGAGAGCAAAGCGGGGUGGAGACACAGCUCUGCCAUGAGAGCAGGUCUGAGGAGGGUGAGUGCGCCCUCCCCGGCCGCCCGUGUCGGGGAGCCUGGCCUGGGCCCGCGGGCUGGAGAAGCGAGGGCAGGUCACGCCCAUCAAGAGUUCCCUCUCAGGAAUUGUUCUCUUCACCUGUCUGCGUUUUGGUCAUGAGGUUCUACUCUAUUCACGGCCCACUGUGAGUGACUUUACCCUCUUCUAGAAUGAGAACCACACAACACGUGAUUACUCUUGGUCAGAAGCAAGAUGCUUCUGGUCUCUAAAGAACUGGAGUUGAGUACCUCAAAAACAACUCUUCCAGAUUUGAGGCUGCUCAGGACUUACCACCUGUCACUGGGCUGUGGCAGCAAGACAAACUUCAGGACACCUCUGCCCCUAGCUCCUUCCCUCCUGCCUCAGCCUCCCGAGUGCAGGAGUUACAGGCAUGCACCACCACGCCCUCAUUCCCACCAGUCUUAACCACUGCCACGUGGAACGUCCGCCACAGGUUCAACUCUUGAGCAACUCAGACUCCCUGGGGUGGGGCGGAGUACGGACAUGACAACGGAUGGACACACCAACACGGCCUGUAGCCAGCUCCCUCUCUUCUACAUCUUGUCUGUCCCUCGGGCCUGCCCAUCCCCCAAUAAAACCCGCUCUUCCUGUGA